AGAAAUCCAGAAGAAGCAGCAGCAGCAGCCUUUGGAGCGAGUGUUUCUGAAAGUGCGUGCUGAGCGGCUCAUCCCAAGCAACUACAUCGAGAUAGCUGAGCUGGUGUGCAGGUAUUCUUAUUAAAGCGGAAGGUAAGUAUAUGUAUGCGUGUAUUAGUGUAUGCGUUUUUUCCCUUCAACAGAUUCAGAUUGAAAAGAGCAACUUUUUGUCUUAGUGUUUAUCCCCCGCUGUCGUGGCGAUUUCCAUCCGUCCCAAGAAGGGUACUCACCUUCUGAAAUCAUCUCCUCUCACAAUUUUUGGAGGAAUUUCAUGAAUCUUGGCAGAAUUCUUUGUUAUACAUCAGUAAUACACAUAUUGUAAUUUCGUUAAUUUGGGUCACAUUUUACCAGAGUUACAGCCCUUGAUUAACAAAAUUAUGCGUUGACAAUUCAUGAGAGUAUGCUUUCCUUCUGAAAUCAACUUCUCUCUCAAUUUUCAGAGGAAUUUCACGAAACUUGGCAAAAGGCUUUGUUAUAUGUCUGUAGUACGCAUAUUGUUAUUUUGUUCAAUUCGGUCGCAUUUUUACCAGAGUUGUGGCCCUUGAGUAACAAGCUUGUACUUUCACAAUUUCAGGAAGGUGUGCUUGCCUUCUGACAUCAACUCCUCUCACAAUUUUUGGACGAAUUUCUCAAAGCUUGGCAAAAGGCCUUGUUAUAUGACAGAAAUACGCAUAUUGCGAUUUAAGUUCAUUUGAACCUUGAUUAAAUAACUUGUACUUUGACAAUUUCAUGAGGGUGUAUGUUCUUCUGAAAUCAACUCCUCUCACAAUUUUUGUAGGAAUUUCACCAAACUUGACAAAAGGCUUUGUUAUAUGACAGUUAUACACAUUGAAAUUUCAUUUAAUUUGGGCAAAUUUUACCAGAGUUAUACCCUUGAUUAUUAACAAACUUGUACUUUAGCAAUUUCAUCAAGGUGUGCUUCCUUUCUGAAAUCAACCUCCCUCACAAUUUUUGGAGGAAUUUAAUAUAAUUUGGCAAGUCUUUAUCUCCCGCUGGCUGAAAGGCCUGAAGGGGGAUUAUGCCAUGGCAAUGUCAGUCCAUCCGUUUGUCCAUCUGUCCAUCCCGGGAAGGGUACUCACCUUCUGAAAUCAACUCCUCUCACAAUUUUUGGAGGAAUUUCACGAAACUUGGCAGGAUUCUUUAUAUGUUGGUAAUACGCAUAUUGCAAUUUCGUUCAAUUCAGUUGCAUUUUACCAGAGUUGGGGCAUAGUUGCCAGCGGGGGAUAUUGUGCUCUAAGAGCAGUCUUGUUUAUUGUUGAUAUGGCUGUUCAUGGAUUCAUGUCACUAAUCAGGAACCAUCAUGGUGAAGAAGUUGCUUGUAGACGUAGACUGUGGAGUGGAUGAUGCCCAAGCUAUUAUGAUGGCUCUGGCUGUGCCAGAUGUGCAGAUCCUUGGUAUCACCUGCAUUCAAGGCAACACCUCCGUAGAGAAUGUGUGCAAAAAUGUCCUGCGCAUCCUGAAAGUUUGUGACCGGAUGGAGAUUCCUGUAUUCAGAGGGGCAUCAAAGCCACUUCUUGGGCAUGUUCUAAGUGGUUCACUGUUUCAUGGAAAUGAUGGGCUUGGUGAUGCUCCAGACCCAAACGCUCCUGGUCUGGAACUAGUACAAGAGGAGGGAGCCGUGUCAGCCAUUAUCCGCAUCAUUAAUGAGCAUCAAGGAGAAGUAUCUAUAGUGGCCACAGGUCCUUUGACAAACCUAGCACUGGCAGUAAGGUUAGAUCCUACCUUACCACAGAAGCUGAAAAGCCUGUACAUCAUGGGAGGCAACACUGAUUCUAGGGGGAAUGUUACUUUAUGUGGAGAAUUCAACUUUGCAGCAGAUCCUGAAGCAGCGUACAUUGUACUGAAUGACUACCUGUGCCCAACUUACAUCGCCUGUUGGGAGUUCACUUGUCACAGCAAAUUGCCCUGGGAGUUCUGUGAUGCUUGGCUGGCUCAGGACACUGAUAAAGCUCGCUUCAUGAAGAAGAUCUUCCAGUACAGCAUGGAUGUGUGUAACACUGAGAGGUUUGAAAAAGAGUUUGUAGCAGGAGCAGGAUUUAUUUCUUGUGAUUCUUAUGCGAUGGCAGCUGCCAUCGAUGACACAUUCAUCAUUGAGAGUGACCAUAAGGCAGCGACUGUUGAGCUCACAGGUAAACAGACCAGGGGAAUGAUGGUGGUAGAUCAUCUUGAGAUGCUGAAAUCGGCUCAUAAACUUCACAUUAUGAGGAAGGUGGACUUAGGAAAGUUCAAGGAGCUAUUGAUGAAUGCAUUGAAGUGAGAUUUUUUUUUUUUUAUCAGGAUCACAAGUGCAAUUGUUGUAACUGAACCAAUGAAACAGAUCUUAUGCUCGUGAUUUCUUAAAAAAAAAGCUACUUUUAAAUUCUUGAACAAAAAUUGUAAUGUUUUGUUAGUAUGAAUUAUGCAUGGACAGCAGUCUUUGAGGUUUUUUUUAAUAAUUCAACAAUUUGUUCAUGUGAAUUUUUUUUCCACACAUUCCCACUGUUACUCCCCACAGCAAUGAAAAAGAAAUCUAUACAUGCAACUAUGUAGGUGCUGUUAAUAAAAAAAAAAACUACAAAA
Neoarius graeffei (lesser salmon catfish) is the source of this 2598-nucleotide messenger RNA. RefSeq lists its product as uncharacterized. NCBI's taxonomy places the organism in Eukaryota, Metazoa, Chordata, Actinopteri, Siluriformes, Ariidae. Gene Ontology annotation, molecular function: hydrolase activity, hydrolyzing N-glycosyl compounds. The transcript has 6 exons. The coding region runs from base 1340 to 2296 and encodes 318 amino acids. The record is from RefSeq and is a predicted model, not a curated record.